Molecule: messenger RNA, 600 nt
Organism: Venustampulla echinocandica
Lineage: Eukaryota; Fungi; Ascomycota; Leotiomycetes; Helotiales; Pleuroascaceae
Exons: 3
Coding region: 1-600 (199 amino acids)
Cellular component (GO): nucleus; cytoplasm
Source: RefSeq, a predicted model, not a curated record
AUGCGUUUUCUUUGCCUCCAUGGCAUGGGUACGAACAACCAAGUCUUCGAGAUGCAAACUGAGAUCAAAUCAUUUUUCGCCCCGUCGGAUAGAUUCUUUGCCUAUUUCGACGCUUCCCUGGUCCGGACCUGCCAACAAGCCCUCCAAGAUCUGGACAACUACAUCAAAACGGAAGGCCCGUUCGAUGCAGUGCUCGCGUUCUCGCAAGGCGCAGCACUGGCUUCAACGUUACUCGUGCAGAAAUGGCGACAAAACCCCCAGGAACAGCAGGUCUCCCCGAUCUUCAAGUGCGCCGUAUUUAUUUCCGGGGGAGUUCCAGUCGAUCCUGAUGUAUUGUUGCAUGGCGAGUUGCGCACUCUCUCAGCGGAUGUUGACGGCGAGGUUAUCCCCAUUCCCACAGCGCACAUAUGGGGAACGAACGAUACUUUAUUUCCGGGAUCCAGUGCAACGUUGAGCAAGCUGUGCAACGGGACAGUACGGUCAGAAUUUGUUCACGAGGGAGGACACGAAGUCCCGGGCGAGACAAGAGACUUGGCAAGCACUGUACAUGCUAUCAAGAGAGUGGUCCAUAAGGGAGCCAAGGCCGUUGUUGUACAUUAG